AUGUAUGAGGUUAAUGUGCCUGCUAGUAAGAAGAAACAGAGUCUGAAAAGAAAGGAAGCAUCUUCAAGUGACUCUAAGUAUGAUGUUGAGGAGGAUGUGCCAGACAUCAAACCGUUUGCCUCAAAGAAAAAGUAUGAAUUUCAGAAAGCUACACAAGAUAGGCAAAAGAGUUAUGCGGAUAAGCAUCGUAGGCCUUUGGAAUUUGAAGCGGGUGAUCUUGUAUUUCUUAGAGUUACACCGACCACGGGUGUUGGAAGAGUUUUGAAAGCUAAGAAAUUAACUCCGAAGUUUAUUGGACCGUAUCAAAUUACGGAAAGGAUAGGAAAGGUAGCUUAUCGUAACGCGUUACCACCGGUACUAUCUCGGAUUCAUGAUGUGUUCCAUGUUUCUCAGUUGAGAAAAUAUACUCCCAACCCCUCACAUGUGAUCAAACCGGACGAUAUCCACUUGAAAGAGAACUUGUCAUUUGAGGUUCCGCCGAUCAAGAUUGCGGAUAGGAAGAUGAAGCUUUUGAGGACAAAAGAAAUACCUUUGGUUAAGGUAAUUUGGAACGAAGCUACCGGAGAUGCGACAUGGGAACUUGAAAGCAAAAUAAAAGAGCAAUAUCCGGAGUUAUUCAACGACGUUUAA
Messenger RNA from Trifolium pratense (red clover), 630 nucleotides. RefSeq lists its product as uncharacterized. The transcript is spliced from 2 exons. The record is from RefSeq and is a predicted model, not a curated record. Bases 1 to 630 code for a protein of 209 amino acids. Lineage: Eukaryota; Viridiplantae; Streptophyta; Magnoliopsida; Fabales; Fabaceae.